CGUGCGGGGCUGGGCGUCCCCGAGCGCUGCUGCUCCUCAUGGCGGGCUGGGCGCCGCUGCUGCCGCCCGCGCUGCUGCUCGCCCUGCUGGGCGCCCAGCCGUGCCCCUGCGGCACCGCUCCGGCCUCCUCCUCACAGCCCGUGACCGCUCGCCUGGCGGCGAAGUGGCCGGCGACCCCGCUGCUGCUGGAGGCGAGUGAAUUUAUUGCAGAAGAUGGUAAUGAGAAGUUUUGGCAGUUCUUGGAAACUGUGCGGGAAUUAACAGUUUAUAAGCAAGGAGAUUCAGAGUACUCCUAUUACAAUUUAAUCUUGAAGAAAGCAGGACAAUUUUUAUCCAAUUUGCAAAUCAAUUUGUUGAAGUUUGCACUUUCCAUACGGGCUUACUCUCCAACUGUUCAGAUGUUUCAGCAGAUUGCAGCUGAUGAACCUCCACCAGAAGGCUGCCGUGCAUUUGUGGUUAUCCAUGAGAAGCACACCUGUAAGACUAAUGAAAUAAAAAAGCUGCUGAAGAAGGCUACUAAGAGACCCAGGCCAUAUCUUUUUAAGGUAGACCAUAAAUUUCCAACUCUCAAAGCGGAUGGCCCAGUGGUUAUUCUGUAUGCAGAAAUGGGCACGAGAGACUUUGUCAAAUUCCACAAGAUUUUAUCUGAGAAGGCACAAAAGGAGGAAAUUGUUUAUGUUCUCCGGCAUUAUGUUCAGAAACCAAAUUCCAGGAAAAUGUAUUUAUCUGGAUAUGGUGUGGAACUUGCAAUAAAGAGUACAGAAUAUAAAGCAGUAGACGACACACAGGUUAAAGGAGCAAAUGAGACAAAAGAAGAGGAAGAUGAGGAAGAGGAAAGUGAUGUCCAAGGAUUUCUCUUUGGCAAAUUGAAACGGAUGCAUCCUGAUCUGAAAAACAAUCUGAUGGAGUUUAGAAAACAUCUAAUUGAAACUACUAACAGCAUGGAACCCCUGAAGGUUUGGGAGAUGCAGGAUCUUAGUUUUCAAGCAGCUACUCGAAUUAUGUCUACCCCUGUUUAUGAUGCCUUAAAGGUAAUGAAAGACAUUGCUCAGAACUUCCCAAUAAGAGCCAGAUCAUUGACAAGAGUACCUGUAGACAAGAAAAUGCAAAAUGAAAUAGAAGAAAAUCAGAAGCACUUCCAUGAAACACUUGGAAUUCAACCUGGAGAAGCACGUUUGUUUCUAAAUGGCCUUAAUAUUGACCUGGAUUUUCAAGAUCCCUUUAGCAUUUUAGAGACUCUUAAACUGGAAGGAAAAGUGAUGCAUGGCCUUCAUGAACUUGGAAUCAAAGGGGAGACCCUGAGUAAAUUUAUGAGGUUGCAUGUACAUCCUACAGAUAAUAAUUAUGCACUAGAUAUUCGUCACUCUUCAAUAAUAUGGAUUAAUAAUAUAGAACAAGAUCACGGCUAUAGCACAUGGCCUGAAAGCUAUCAGGAACUGCUAAAACCCUCAUUUCCUGGAUUUUUACAUGAGAUCAGACGAAAUUUAUAUAAUUUGGUACUUUUUGUUGAUCCUGUCCAAGAAGAUACUGGUGAUUAUAUGAAGCUGGCAGAAUUAUUCUAUCAUCAUGAUGUACCACUUAGAAUUGGAAUAGUUUUUAUUUUAAGUACAAAAGAAGAAAUUGAUGGCAAUGAAGAUGCUGGAGUAGCUCUUUGGAGAACUUUCAAUUACAUUGCAGAGGAAUCUGACACCUCUCAGGCCUUUAUGUCGAUAAUUAAUGUGUACCAUGAAGUGAAAGAUGGAAAUGUUCUGACAGUUGAUGAUGUGAAACACAUUCUUAGGAGUGAGUACCCCCAUGCUAAUGUUCAGAGUAUCCUGGGCGUUCGUUCUGAAUACGAUGAAGGGAGGAAGGCAGGAGCAACCUUUUAUAAGAAGAGUGGCCUGGGCCCGCUGCCUCAGGCGCUGUUUAAUGGCGUGCCCUUUCCCAGAGAGGAGAUGGAUGCGGCAGAGCUGGAGACGCUCAUUCUUCAGAGGAUUUUUGAUGCCACCGGCUUCUUCCAGCGGGCAGUGUUCAUGGGCUUGUUAGAUGAUAAUGUUAAUGCAGUGGAUUUUCUUAUGGAUCAGAACAAUGUAGUUUCCCGUAUAAAUCCCAGUAUUCUUGGAGCAGAAAGAAGAUACAUACAUUUCAGAUCCACUCCUGUUCCAUUUCAUGUGGAAGACUUCUCUACUUUCUCCUUUUUGGACUCACAAGAUAAAAGUGCUGUAAUUUCUGAUAAUAUGAAGUAUUUAACAAAAAAAGAUGAAGAUGCAUUGUAUGCUGUUACUGUCUGGAUUGUUGCUGAUUUUGAUAAGCCAGCUGGUAGACAACUGCUUUCUGAUGCCUUGAAAAGCCUGAAAACAAGCAGUCAUGCUCGAAUUGGGAUUUUGAACAAUCCUUCGUCAAAAAUAAAGGAAGAUAACACAGCCAUUGCAAGAGGAAUUUUGACUGCUUUUUUAACCCAAAACCACAGCAACUUAAAAAGUUUCCUAAGUAAACUCAGUAAGGAAGAGACAGCAAAAUCCCUUGCUGCUGGAACUAAAAUUGUUAAAUUCCUCACGCCAGGAAUGGAUGGUGAUACUUUUGAGAAGAAGUACAACACUUUAGGACUGGAUUUAAUUAAAACUCAACAGAUGUUCUGCCAGGAGGUUCUGAAGCUGCUUCCUGGGCAAAUGGCUGUUAUUAGCAAUGGCAGGAUACUGGGUCCUUUAGAUGAAAAUGAAUUCUCUGCAGAAGACUUUAAUUUGUUGGAAAAGAUAACAUACAGUACCUCAGCAGAGAAGAUUAAAGCUAUUGUCAAGGAGAUGGGAAACAGUAGUAAAAGUGGCAGUGAUUUGAUUAUGAAAAUAGAUGCCCUGCUGUCAUCUUUGCCUAAAACAGAGAUGAGACAAGAUGUUGAAUUACUCAAAGAACAGCACAGUGUAAUAAAAGUCGAGCCCCAAGAGAAUGACCCAUUCUAUGAUGUCGUUGCUAUUGUGGAUCCAUUGACAAGAGAAGCACAGAAGAUGACCCAUUUAUUGAUUGUACUCAAGGACAUUAUCAAUAUGAAACUCAGGUUAUUUUUGAACUGCAGAUCUAAGCUGUCCGAAGUGCCACUGAAGAGCUUCUAUCGUUUUGUUCUGGAACCAGAAUUAACUUAUGGAAUCAAUAAGCACCUUCCUUCUGAACCUGUAGCAAAAUUCCUAGAACUGCCAGAAUCGCCUCUUUUGACCCUAAACAUGAUCACUCCUGAAAGCUGGCUGGUUGAAGCAGUAAACAGUUCCUGUGACCUUGAUAACAUUCAUUUGCAGGAAAUAAAAGGGGCAGUUAUAGCAGAAUAUGAGCUGGAAUAUAUAUUGCUUGAAGGACAUUGCUUUGAUGUGACAACUGGACAACCUCCUCGAGGGUUACAGUUCACUCUGGGCACAAAGAAGAAUCCUGUCCUGGUUGAUACUAUUGUGAUGGCCAACCUUGGGUAUUUCCAGCUGAAAGCAAAUCCAGGUGCUUGGACGCUGAGAUUGCGUAAGGGAAGAUCUGAGGAGAUUUAUCAGGUUUUUUCCCAUGAAGGAACAGAUUCUGUAGCUGACCUGGCAGACGUUAUUGUGGUAUUAAACAACUUCAGAAGCAAAAUUAUCAAAGUUCAAGUACAGAAAAAGCCUGAUAAAGUAAAUGAAGAGCUUCUUACAGACGGAACAACAGGAAAAAAAGGAAAGGUGGAAUCAGUUGCAAGGUUUUCAGAAGAAAUUCCAGCUGAUGAGAAGGAAAAGAAAAGUGAUAUUCUUAAUAUUUUUUCUGUUGCUUCAGGCCACUUAUAUGAACGUUUUUUAAGAAUUAUGAUGCUUUCUGUCCUGCGUCAUACAAAAACACCAGUUAAAUUUUGGUUUCUGAAAAACUAUCUCUCCCCAACAUUUAAGGAUGUAAUUCCUCACAUGGCUAAAAAGUAUGGGUUCAAGUAUGAGCUGGUCCAGUAUAAGUGGCCCCGCUGGCUUUAUCAACAGACAGAAAAACAAAGAAUUAUCUGGGGCUACAAAAUUCUUUUCUUGGAUGUUCUUUUCCCUUUAGCUGUGGAUAAAAUAAUAUUUGUUGAUGCUGACCAGAUUGUGAGGAGUGACCUGAAAGAGCUCAGAGACCUUGACCUCAAUGGAGCCCCCUAUGGCUACACUCCUUUCUGCGACAGCCGCAGGGAGAUGGACGGGUACCGCUUCUGGAAAUCGGGAUACUGGGCUUCACACCUGGGCAAGAGGAAAUACCACAUCAGUGCCUUGUAUGUUGUGGACCUGAAGAAGUUCAGGAAGAUUGCAGCUGGAGACAGGCUUCGGGGCCAGUACCAGGCUCUUAGUCAGGAUCCAAAUAGUCUGUCAAAUCUGGAUCAGGAUCUUCCCAAUAAUAUGAUUCAUCAAGUAGCCAUUAAGUCUCUCCCUCAGGAGUGGCUUUGGUGUGAAACCUGGUGUGAUGAUAAAUCGAAGAAGAAGGCUAAAACAAUAGACCUGUGCAACAACCCCCAAACCAAAGAACCAAAACUAAAGGCUGCUGCCCGGAUAGUUCCUGAGUGGGUUGAUUAUGACUCUGAGAUCCGAAACUUAAUACAGCAAAUUGAAAAAGAGAAGAAAAAUCUAACAUCAUUAUUUCAAAAAGGGCUCAAGCACGAUGAACUUUAGCACAGCCCGUGACCAGCAACGGUGACAGCUCCAGAGUCUUCUGGGAAGAAGAACAGAAUUUACAGCUGUUACAUUGGCACUAUUUGCAGCAUUCUUUAAUGUGAAGUCAAAUAUUUUAUAACUUAAAGUGUUAUUUAAAACAUUUUAAAUGCAAUACAAAAAUGAGGAGUCCACAGGUACUUGGGGGUUUGGGGUUUUUUAAGUGGCCUGGAGCAGCUUUCCCAACGGCUUUCUCUUUACCUUCUUUAAAGUACAGUUUGCCCAGAGGACUUUGGAAUAUGAAGGAAGAUGUGUUCAGCAUUGUCAGUCUGGGGGAGGACACACACAUUAAAUAUGUACUUGAAAACUGUUUUGUGCAUAUUCCAUGCAUUAGGCUACUGUAUUUAAAUAUCAAAAUUUUGGCUAUGUGCCCAUAGUUUUGUCCCUCAAGAAAUGCUGUGGUCACAAUAAACAAUUUCCUAAAACUGUCUAAUUUAGACCACACAAAGAUAAGUCCACGUGGAAGCUAAAGCAAGGAAUGACACUCUUCAUUUAUUAUGCAGGGUUGAUGCCCUCUUAGAUUCUUAAAACUAAUUUUUGAUUCUUAGGCUCCUUUUGGCCACUUAAAUAGUGUGUGAUAAAAUUCCAUUAUGGUUUUGGUUGAGGUGAUUUUCCGACCAGCAUACGUUGUAUCAGAAGGUCAGUACCUGAAAGCUGCUUCUACUCACUUUUGAUUAUCAUCAUCCUGUUUAUAACUGAAAAUAAAAUACAUGAGUAUUUUUUGACUAUCACUGGUGUCUUCUGUAAUUUUCUAAACCUGUACUCACAAAACUGUUGCUUUAAUGGGAUACUGACAUUUUGAUCCCACAAAAAUUGCAGGGAAAAGUUCUUACAAUGCACAUAUUUGAAAAUGAGGAAUUUGUGUCUCAAAGUGAAAUCUAGUGCCUUAAAUACACACCCUGUUGUUCAGGCUGUGCUGGUUUCAAAAUGGGAUUGGAUGAGACUACACAUUCUUGUAAGAAGUCUUCCAGUUUAAAUGCUUGAAGUUACACAAGGCCAUGUAAUUAGCACUAAGUAGGUGAAUCAGCAAGAAUUGCACAUUAUUUCCAUAGCAACAAAUAACCGAAUAAAUAGAGAAAUGAAGGAGAUUUUGUAUCCACUGUCAUUGUCCUCAGCUGUUGGUUAUUUACAAUUUCUUACUGUAAGAGCAAGUAUUUAAAAUCACAUGUUGCUGAUAUUUUGAAGCCAUAUUACUAAGGAAUGUGAGACAUGCAGGUUUUUUUACAGCUCUUGGUAUUUUCUGUGGUUUUACCUUUAUGUAUUUUGAACAGUUUUAACAUGUCACAUACAGGUUUUUAAAUGUCUGUUGAGGAAUUUCCUUUUUAUGAAGUACCCAAUGGAGUAUAUCCUGUGUAACCCAAUAGCAAAAGUCAGUAAAGCCUAAUGUUAGUUCGCUUUAUGUCUGACCCAUUUCAGUGCAGCAACUAUUUUGUUAUGCUUGUUCUCUUAAUUACUUCAGGAUACCAUGCAGCAAGUCAAACAUAUUUGAACAUCAACUUUAAGUUGUUGUUUUUGUACCACAGAGAUGGAUUUGUAAUUGACUUAGCAGAUGCCUGUGCACCAUUACUAAAAAUUCCAUGCAUAACAAGGAAGUAACUGAUUUGCCAUAGUGGAGGACAAAAACCCCCAAACCAUUAUUCAACUGUUUGCUGCAUUAUUUUAUUUUAUUUUCAAAAUAUUUUUCAGGUUUAUAAUUCCAUUCUGUGGCCUGACUCUGCAGCAGCAUUUCACGUGCAUCUGCCUUGGUAUUCCAAGCUUGAAGCAUAUAUUGGAAAACUUGCUUUAGGAGAGAAGUUAAAGGUUUUUUAAGAAGCCUUAGUUCUCUUUAAUUAUGAUUAUCUGUGUGAGCAUGUUCUGCAGUAUAAAAAGUCGGUAAUUCAUGCACUGAUUUCAUGUUCAUUUUCUCUGUAGCAUCCUGUUCUUUUUAAAAUUGGAUUACCUCUACUGGAUUUAAAAAAAGAAAUAGUUCUUUAAAUACUAUUUCCUUGAGAUUGCUUAAAUGAUUAGAAUAUAAUUUUAUAAAUGUAAUUUGUUGGAGAUAAUUUUGAAGAUGUAAAAGGUUUAAUGCAAUCUUCUAGUGUUUUCUAUAUUUUUACAAAAUGUUCUAGUCAAAUUUUUUUUCUGCAUAAUACUACUUUCAAAGAAAGCUUUUUUUUUAUAUAGAAUGGUUUAUAAAAUAAGAAAGGUCCCACAAACAUAUUCACUACUUUUUAAAGAUCUCUUUAAGGCAGCACUUUGAGUCAUUAGCAUGCCAUUAUAUUUUAAUACUAAAUCUAUGGAUUGUGUAUGUUGUACAAAAUAUUAAAAGGUACCACUGGAGAAACAAAGAUGGAUUA
This is a messenger RNA of Camarhynchus parvulus, 6988 nucleotides long. It is a transcript of the gene UGGT2, whose product is annotated as UDP-glucose glycoprotein glucosyltransferase 2. Gene Ontology annotation, cellular component: endoplasmic reticulum. Gene Ontology annotation, molecular function: UDP-glucose:glycoprotein glucosyltransferase activity. NCBI's taxonomy places the organism in Eukaryota, Metazoa, Chordata, Aves, Passeriformes, Thraupidae. The record is from RefSeq and is a predicted model, not a curated record.